GUUAGUGAUAGGUUGUUGCAUUGGUAGAUUGACAGAGCACGUGAAAUAUAAGAAACUCGAAUUCUAAGUAUAUCUACUAUUAAAACAGCGUUAAAAGGCAAUCAAACAACAGUAACCGGUUGACAGUAUCUUUUGAAAAACUAUUACCAAUUGCGAGAUCUUAUGUAUUCCAGUCUUUUUUAUAAUAAUUUAUUUCAUAGAUUUUUUGUCUUCGAAGGGACAUUAAACAGGAUUGACAUGUAUAUUAUGAAUAUCCAAAGUAUUACAUGGAUUUAUAAGACGUUCUGUUUAGAUUAGAUAGACCUGGAAUUUUUCAAUAGGACAAUGGCAGUUAUAUUUUCCAUCAUUCUUAUUGGAACCUUACAAGUAUUAUCACAUUGCUCUAACAUCGACAGACACACGUUUCAACUGUUCAAAAAGAAAAGAUGUGGCGCAGAUACCAUUCUUGGGAGUUUUAGCAACAUUCGCUCGCAGACGAUCUGUCUUGGGAAGUGUGCAGUUUUGGCUGAAUGCGCAGGAGUAAAUUAUGAGAAAAGUUCAACUACUUGUGAGUUGAUUCCUUCGAGUGAGAUAACUUGUUCAUAUACGGCAGACACGGGUUGGAAUCAUGGAUAUAAACGUCAGCAUAAUCAAGACUGCCGAGCAUUGUGGGAAAAUAACUUUACGCAAGAUGGCGUUUAUGUCAUAAGACCAGAUCCAAACCAAUCAGCGUUCAAUGCUUAUUGUGACAUGCAAGAUGGCGGAUGGACUGUUAUUCAAAGACGUUAUGAUGGGAGUGUCGAAUUUCACAACCAAAAUUGGACUGAAUAUAAAAAUGGUUUUGGGAAUGUUUCCACUGAGCAUUGGUUGGGAAAUGACCUCAUUCAUCUCAUUACAGAAUCGGCAAAUUAUGACAUCAAAUUUGAUCUGAUGACUCCAGACAAUGUUUGGCACCAUGCGACAUACUCUAAUUUCUCAAUACUAGACGAAGCCGCGGAUUAUGAACUAUCUAUUGGGCCGUCAAUAGGUGGCACCACAGACGGCAUUGGGGCUUCUGGCUCUAACCAGGAACUUAACGGAAUGAAGUUUUCUACAGUUGAUGUGGACAAUGACUUGUUAAUGGGAAUGUGUGCAAAAAAUUAUGGUGGCGCAGGCUGGUGGUAUCACUCGUGCACAGCUGUAAAUCUAAAUGGUAGAUACAGCACGGAUGGUGUCUACUAUGGGGAUGAGCAUGCCAUUAAAUGGAGAACUCUUGCUUCGUCAUACACUGGUGAAUCGUUAAUGGCUACCACCAUGAAAGUGAAAAGAAAGGCAUAGAAAAUGCAAGUAUUCCCCGGGGGGGGGGGGGUACUACUGUAUGAAAACCACGUACAGAUGAAGGCUAGGAAAGUGCAAAGGAAAGAAUGAUCUCUAUCAACUCAUGUUACUAGUCUAAUAUAAAGAAAUUAAGAAUAAAAAGAAAAAUUUGAAAUUACAUGUAUGUCGCUUCAUAUAUA
Messenger RNA from Owenia fusiformis, 1475 nucleotides. The record is from the annotation of a GenBank genome assembly. Lineage: Eukaryota; Metazoa; Annelida; Polychaeta; Sabellida; Oweniidae.